GAGCAGGGCAGCCAUGGCCCUGGGCGAGGCGACUUCCGGCCCCUGCCAGACGGGCUUCCCGCUGGGCGCCGCGCAGGCCCUCGUCGGCGAGCCCCGCCCCGCCGAGCGAGUCGCCGUUGCGCCGAGCGCACUGGCGAGGCUGGGCGAGGCCUGGGGGGCCGCCGAGCACCUCCCGACCGGCCCCAGCAGCGCGCGGGCGAGGUGGGCGCAGCGUGCGCGGCCAGGCUCGGCGUCGUCGGCACGGGCGCCAGCAGAGGGGCGCGGCGCCGAGCACCACCCCGGGCUGCUCUCGCGGCUGGCGGAGGACAUCUCUGGCAUGGUCCACCAGGCCCGUGGGGCCUCGCGCGAGCGCCUCGUCCAGGCCGACCACCCCGAUCCCCCGAGCCGCUCAGACGACCUCCGCGCCUGGCCGCGCGAAGCUUCCGCACGCCCUGCGGCAGCCGUGCCCCCUCCCGCGGUGGAGCCUGCCGCGCAGAUGCACGGCCUCCUCGCCAGCAUCGCGCACCGGGAGGCCGCCCUGCACCUCAAGGUGCAGCAGCUGACAGAGGAGAAGGCGCUGCAGCAGCGCAGACUCGAGGGCGAGCUGGCGCGGCUGCAGAGGUCCAACGCGCUGAUGGAGCAGGAGCUGCUCGCGAGGGACCAGGCGGAGCUGCACGGGGCCCCGAGUCACUACGAUCCUCCCUGGGCUGCCACGGCCAAAGGCGACGCGGCAAGCCUGCGGGCCCCAGUGAGCCGCACUGACCCCGAAGGCUCGGCCAGGCCCGCCCCCGCGCCACAGGCGGCGCGCCCGCCAGCGGCGCGCGCCGCUGCGCUCCCCCAGGAAGUGCAGGAGCAGCUGCAGCAGCAGCUGGCCCUGAUAAGGGGCGAGGUGGCGAGGUGUGCGCAGGCGCUUCAGCAGGCGCCCAGCGCGCUAAUGUCGGCCGAGGCUGCAGACGUGAGGCAGCAGCUGAGUGAGCUGAGCAGCGAGGUCCGGCAAACGUCCCAGGACCUUCUUGCCAGCAGCGACGCAGCCUCAGGCGGAGUCCAGGAGGUGGGCCAGCUCAGGAAGCAGCUCGCGUCACUUCGGGGCCAGAUAUCGGGCACUAUGGCGCAGGCGCAGGCGCUGGCCCAGGCGGCGGCCACCGCCGUUGAACCAACGCCCGUAGAGCCUGUCGGGGAGCCUGCCGCCACGCCCGCGACGGCGCCUCCGACGGUGGAGGCAGUGGAGGCACCGUCCAGGCUGCAGUCCGACGACGAACUUUCUCGGCUGCGGGCAGAGGUGGGCAGCCUACGCGCCGAGCUGGCGCGGGCUGGGCUCCAGAGACAGGCAACCCACGCCAGUGGAAGCGGCGCCGGGUGCGCGCGCUCGCAGGCGGACGGACUGCGGCGGUUGCCCGGACCGCCAGCGACGCUGGCCACUAACGCGGGCGGGGGCGGAGAUGUUGUCGCCUUGCAGGCGCGUCUGGCCAUGCUGCGGGCAGAGGCGGCCGCGGCCCUCAGCAAUCCGGCGCGCACGGGCACAGCGGGCCCAUUGCCGCCCGCGCUGCAGGCGCAGGUGGAGGCCUUGCUGCAGGAGCUGCAGGUUGUCAAGUCUGGCGCCAGCGCCCUGGUGGCCUCGGGCACCGGCUCUUCAGCCUCGGCGACCGCAAGCGGUUGGACCACGCCCGCGUCUCCGAUGCACCCGUGCGUGCCCCCCCGGGCCGCAGCGCCCCAGGCGGCGUGGUGGCCGCCAGAGGCCGCGGGGGGGCUGGCUGGGAGCGGCCCUGCCCAGCCCCACGCGGGAGCGGAGCUGACCGCAGCAGGCCGGUUUGUCGACGUGGGCCCGUUGGGCGGUGGCUGCUGCGGGUCCCUGCCCGCCGACGUGGCCCUAGAGGGCACAAGACCGCUCCUGUGGCCCCAACCCGCGGUCGAUGCGGGGGCCGGGCUCUCGCACGGCCUUCCAGUCGGCGCCGUGGCACCAGCGCCAGCCGUCGAGAGCACGAGCAGCAGCUUCGGCGGCCUUGCCGGCCCCGUGAGGGCCAUGCCCCUGGGCCUGCCCGAGAAGCCCCACCGUGACGCCAAGGGCGCAGCGCUGGACUCGCACCGUGGCGCCUGGGUGGCCGACGCGCCCUCUGGUGGGCCGGGCGGCCCUGGGGCGGCACCCGCCGUCGCCGCGACGCCUUGGGGGACGCGGCCGCUGCCGUGGCCAGCUGCCAGCCCCUUCCAUUCGGUUGCACGGUCCUGGGGCGGCACCGUCGGGGCCAAAGGACAGUGCGCCGCAGGUCGCCGUCGGGCGGCCGACGCGGUCGAAGAUCAAUUAGCCAGAGGAGUGCUGCUCAUCUGA
Prorocentrum cordatum is the source of this 2302-nucleotide messenger RNA. NCBI's taxonomy places the organism in Eukaryota, Dinophyceae, Prorocentrales, Prorocentraceae. The record is from the annotation of a GenBank genome assembly.